Scutellospora calospora is the source of this 794-nucleotide messenger RNA. The record is from the annotation of a GenBank genome assembly. Lineage: Eukaryota; Fungi; Glomeromycota; Glomeromycetes; Diversisporales; Gigasporaceae.
AUUUCACUUCAAAUAUACAAAUGUUAACAGAUGCUUUGUACUACUGGCAAUGUCGAGAAUGUGCUAGUUUGGAGUUAGAUCCAACAAAAUUCGAAUAUAUGAUUGAAAGUAUUAAUCCUCAAUUAAAAGGUUUUUUUAGAUUUAUGGUAAAUGCAAUUGUUCCAAUGGAAUGCUCAGCCUAUAAUAUUCAAGAAGCCAAGAAAACAAUUGUUGGGUUGUGUUAUCAAAUAGCAGGUUUGUACAACAAAUUUGUGAAUCAAUAUAAAUUAGAAGUUGGUUUAUAUUUAAUGGCAUCAGGAGCAACAUGGGAGGCUAUUAAUACAAUUUCAAGUCUUGAAUACUCAGCAUGUGCUAAAACAAUAGAGGAAUUUCGCAAAAAAAUUUAUAAAGAACAUACAAUUAAAAUAGAAAAUCAUUUUAUGAAUUAUACAAGUUUAUUUCAUGUUUACAAUAUUGAUAAUUAUCAUGCAAUUCAUAAAAAUCGUAGACCCGACACUGUUUCAACUUCAGACGCAAAACAUUUUGCUACUUGCGUAGCAAAACCAGUUCUCAAACAACAUUCUGUACCAAUAAUGUUUAAUGAAAUAUCAAUUCAUAAUUCAGAAAAUGUUGAAUCAUCAAGAAUUUGUUGGUACUUACUUAAACGGUAUACCGGAAUUUUUGAUAUAUCAUAUUCUGAUUAUCGAUCGCUUCAAAUUUUACAAGGUCGUUCAGUUAUUACAGAAUAUGAUCCGAUUGAAACAUUAACAAUUCAUAGUUAUGCUGAUAAUAUAAUAGAACGUAAGGAAGAAUGA